CAGGUCAGCAACAAAUGAGAGAUUGGCGAGAUAGAAACAGCCAUCAAAGCAAGCAGGGAGCCAUGCAGCAAGCACAGUCUGACCUCCAGGCGGCAGCCCAGAGCUUAGAAACAGCGGCCGUUGUAUCUGACAGCAUCGCCGGCAUAAAUGCACGAGUUACCGCCAACACUCAAGGGUGCAGCGCCCUUUCUUCAUCAGUCCAGCAAGUCGACAGCCAGGCUAUUGAGACGCAACAAGCGGCUCUCCUGCAGCAGCUAACCGCGAUUCCGGAAGAAGAGGUGCAGCAGGGUUUGACAGCAGCACAAGGACAGGGCCUCCAACAGAUGACCCUCAAACUCAACAACAUGAGGUCGUCAGUGGAGAGCUUGAGGGCAGCGGCUAUGGCGAUUGCAUCGUCGUCGAAUAGCACGGUUGAGUCGCUUCAGGAUGACUUUGACACCUUGUCGACCGACCUUUCCGACCACCAGAACGCGAUCGCUGCGCUGCAGAGCGAUGAGAAUGACGGCCUGGCGGACACGGUGAGAGCCUUGCAGCAGACCGUCAGUGGGCUGACGGGUAGUCUCAACAGCCAUACCUCCUCCCUCUCUUCCAUCGAACGAAUCAUCCAACAGUCGACGUCAGCCUUUGAUUACUCGGAAAAGGGCAGUUAUGUUCUUCCGUUACGGAGGAACUUUUGGGGGACAACUCAACCAUAUGGCAGUCCACAGACCAGGAACGUCAACUUCAACCGACGGUUCCGUACCAACCCUGUUGUGUUCGCCGGCAUUACCAAAAUUGACCUGGGUUCUAACAGAAAUAACAGGCUGAAGCUGAUAGUGGAUAGGAUUACUCCAACCGGCUUCCGACUGACAUUCGGGUCUUGGGGGGACACUAUCAAUUACCAAUGCACAGCGCACUGGAUUGCUCUCGGCAAGAAGAACUAAUCGGGCGAACCCGUUCUGUAUCAAAAGCCCCAUGUCAUACAUAGCCGAACAAAACCAUGGAUAUAGG
This is a messenger RNA of Branchiostoma belcheri (Belcher's lancelet), 990 nucleotides long. RefSeq lists its product as uncharacterized. Lineage: Eukaryota; Metazoa; Chordata; Leptocardii; Amphioxiformes; Branchiostomatidae. Gene Ontology annotation, biological process: cell adhesion. The coding region runs from base 15 to 923 and encodes 302 amino acids. Gene Ontology annotation, molecular function: carbohydrate binding. The record is from RefSeq and is a predicted model, not a curated record. The transcript has 3 exons.